Molecule: messenger RNA, 4751 nt
Organism: Dicrocoelium dendriticum
Lineage: Eukaryota; Metazoa; Platyhelminthes; Trematoda; Plagiorchiida; Dicrocoeliidae
Source: the annotation of a GenBank genome assembly
AGGACAUAGCCUUUGGGUAUCGUAUAGUGAGCAGACCCGAGUUAUGGCUCGUUGGCAAUCAGACCACCUCUCUUAGUGAAAUCAUACACAUUCGUUGCGUUGCAUGGACUACAAAUCCUGCGGAUCGAUCUAUUGCCGAGAUGCAGUUGAACCCACCAGUACCGCCCAAGAAUUCUGUGAGAGUCACCACCAAUGCAACUAGACGGGGAGGCGUGAUUAUCCGCACGGUGGACCAACGCCAACUUGCAACACAAAAUGUCAGCUCUGAUGAAGUCGGCUGCAUAAUGCAGGAUAGGCUAAGCAAAGAAAAACACCGCCUUGUUCGGGGACCACAGGUUGUGUGUAGACAGCCUGAUGAUAUAGGGGCAUUACCGGACUACAUUGGUUCUUAUCCACGUAAUGCAGUGGUUUCAUGUGUGGCAUCACCCACCUGCUACGAUCUUCGGCUGCGAUGGCAGUGGGUGGCCGGCCCUGUUCCGCAAAUCACAGUUGAAGUGGAAAAUCUAGAAAUUGUGAAAUACAGUGAAGGAAACCGCUUGUUCCUAUCGUCCUUGCGUCGGAGUGGUACUUACAUAUUCAGCUGCAUUGCACAGUGUCACUGCGACAGUGAGCAAUUUACAGUAGUGCAUCAUCAGCGUAUCAAUCUCGAACCUAGCAAGGAUUCGCUGGAGGAUCAUUGGUUCUCGCAGACUAAGCAUGAAGAUGAGCGAAUGGAAUCAGAUAAAGAGAAAUUUGAAAGAGUUCGGUCCUCGAUGGAGUCACCAGAAACAUUUACUAAACCGUGGGAGAGAGAGAUAACGUCGAUGUCUGUUGAUGAAUUUAGUUACCAAAAACCAGGGCAAGCAGAAGUCUCGGAGAAAGCUGCGGCUGAACGCGCGGCGACAGCAGUUACCUCUGGAUCACCAGAGAGCGAAACACGCUGUCUUGCUUUUCGGUUAAUAAAACAAAGUGUUUUGGAUGAUUAUCAACGAUACACAUUCUGUCGCAUGAAGGAUCAGUCAAUGGGGGUCGUCUUCUCACGAGGUAAGUCUCAUCAGCAUAGUGAACCGCGUCUUCCUCCGCGGCAGUACCACCAGACCGUUCCACCAAGCAUCGAUGAACGGUUAUGGUAUGAAACACUCAAGCCGCCUUACCGUACCAUUCUUUAUCUCCGUGACGCAGUAGUGGGUUCCGACCGUGAAGUACUGUCACAACAGCAGCGUAAAUAUACGUCUGAGGUAGAUAAACUACACCUUCUAGAGAGACGGAAUUGGUGGAUGUCCUCGGCAUCAUUACGUGAAAUGUCCCGAAUCAAGAAUCAAGUUUCACUAAUACAACUGGAUCAUCAAGAAGUGCAAAGAGUAUGGACAGAUAAAGAGACGCAUCUUUUUCACGUUCGUCAAGGGCUACCCACCCAAAGACGACGAGUGUUAUCACGAGUCUUACCAAUUGAUGAGAGGCCAGUGAGUACCGAUUCGAUGAUGUUUCCACCGUUUGGCAUCAGACCAUCUUUCUUCGGAUCUGGUGGAAGUUCCAAACACAUGGAGGAUAGUCGAACUACAAGAGAGAGAGAAAGGCGACGGUAUAUGUCACCGAAACGGGAUCAUCCAAAUGUGAAUCGGCGGACAAGGUUGGUAACGCGGUUGCAGCCGACUUGGACUCGGACCCCGUUAGACAGACGUGACUAUAUUGGUGGGAUACAUCCAUCUGAAACGAUGUCAGAUGCAGACUUGGCGGUUGGGAGAAAUUUGAACCAACCAUUGAGUUGGGCUCAACAGGAGGAAGAGCGGAACCAUUUUCUACGUAUAAUACCUGGAUCCACUGAAGUCGGCGUUACUCAUAAAAGGGGAACCAAACAUUCAUCGUCACGCCUUCCAUCACGUAUAACGAAUGACACCGCAGGAAGGACGGUACUCAACCACCACCGGGUUGGCUUGCCACAAUGGUCGUUCAUUAUUGGCUUAGACCAGUCCGGUGACUUCCAGUCACAGCUGGACACCCGGGAAAGGAAGUCUGACCAUGACCCUACACAAAGAUGGUAUAAUAUGUACGCACAUGAAGGGGAAGUGGAUGAAUCCCUAACCUUUUGGUGGCAGCAAGAAGGCCACCCAAAGUCUAAAGGUCGUAAGACUACUCUGCGUCGUGCACUAUUGCACCCCGAUGAAUGGAGCACAAAGCACGUCCACGAUCAAGCUGUUACAUGGACACAAUUUCUGCGUAGUCUACGUGAGUAUGUGAACAAAAAAUCACCAUUAUUUGGAAAACAUGGUACACACCAGGAGAGCAAAGACCCCCGAACGUCAUAUGAGGUCACACUGCAACCAGAUUUCGUGCGGCUGCCGGACAGCGUAACCGCCGUAUGUCCAAUCAUGCCAACCGUGAUAAGAGCCGAUUACCAACUGAUCGGUGUGAAAUGGUAUCGGUAUCCCACACUGAAUUCCAUACGGGAACUCAUUAUGAGCGUCUCCUUAAGAAGUCGGUUUCUAAGUGGGGGUAAAAGUAAACUAGGUAGGACAAAACGAUUUCUUGUCUAUCCCCCAUCCAAAUGGCCAGAUUCGUAUACUCUAGAUCUGCCAGAUAUUCAGUCACGCGACUACGGCUAUUACGGAUGUGCGAGUCAGUACCGACAUGCGAUUUCCGGUAGGCCAGAUGUGGAAGUGGUCAAGCUCAGUCCCAAACCUCUGUGCAUCGUUCCCCCACCAGUAAACCCAGUUUUAAGAAUUGCCGAAUUGACUGGUGACUCGGCACGAUACAUCCCUUCUGUCGGCCGGCUAUUGAUGAAUUCAAGUGAGCAUCAGCUGGGUGUCAGAUCUAGGAUGGAACAUACGGGUCGCGAAAAGUGCUUCCAACCAGGGGAUCAUAUUAUUGUUCAAUGUGCGAUGAACCCGUACCAUUUGUUUUGUGAAGCCGAAGACGAAUUGUUAUCCGGUUUACGAUUAGUGGACACAAUUAUGAACGGCAGUAUACAUUUACAAGUAAGUCAAACCCAGUGGAGCAAAGUUGAUCUGAUGAAGUCCGUAAUUCCGUCCUCAGUAUUGUCCAGCCUCAAAAAAGCGGAGUAUACAGGGCUUUCAGAAGAGUGGAUGUUACGCCUGGAAGAGAAGCAUGCAAAUGCCAUUUUAACUUGCGAUUCAAAACCGAAGCUUCGCAUACCGUUAGCCGGUAGGCUACGGUACUGGGAUUGGCUUAGCAGACAAUUUGAGAUCCCGCGCAUAAUGCAUCUGACCAGGAAGUCCAAUGCGUUACAGCUGUGUGUAAACACCCAGGGGUCUGCAAUCCAUAUUGACCCUAAACCCAGCAAACCUACACUCCAUGAAUCGUUUGGAAGACUAUACAUUCGACCACACCAUACGAUCAGUUGUACACUUUCAAGUCAUUUCGAUAAACAGAUCAAAUUUACAAUUCUUUCCAUUAAGCCGGGCAGCCUCACACAACCGGAGUCCAACGGCCAAACUGCACUCUCCCUCUGGCUCAGCCACCCACGCCUACGUGUGGUAGAAUGGCCCCGUAGCUCCAGCAGCAGUCAGGUGAAAGUGUUCAUACCGCCGGAUAAGACAGCAGUCGGUCACUAUCUUGCGAUCUGCUCUGUAACAGGAUCCAAUAUGAGCACGGUAAGUCAUUACUGGAUGAUUGAUCACACGGUUAACAAACGUUUACGGUGUAGCCAUCAGAACCAUGCCACCAAAAACAUUGAUUUGCCAUGAGCGCACAAUCCCUGACGUGGCCGCAAUAACAACAGCACUGGCACCAGAGCAUCCAAUAAACUGCGAUUAAGACUCAUUUGACUAACGUCUCCACUGUGUACACGAACUGGUAGUUAACCCGUUAAAAUAUUAGCUCAAUCGGGGUGAAACACUGUUCUGAAAGCAAAUUCGGUACUUUGUGUUCAUACACAAAUAGUCCAUGCCAAGAUAUGUGGGAGAAUCACAAUAACACGCAGGGGUUGAGGUGCACCAUCCAUGCACUUGCGCAAAUAAGCACCUUGAUAGCUGAAGAAAUUCACAUUAAUGCGUUUGCCAACGUAGGUGAGUAUCAGGUGAGUAUCAACAAAGCGCCGGUGUGUCGUAGCGACGCUUCGCUAUUACGCGAACAUUACCAGCAGUCGCUUAUUGACCGGGGAUACUGCGCGCCACCCACAACGAUAUAGACUCGAAUUGUGGAUUACCAAGAAGGCGUCUUAUCUGUUGACCGGGAGUACGUAGCUGAUCCAUAUUCAGAGGCGAUUGCACAGCUGGUUGGAAUUAUGGCCAGGGGAGAUCUAGGUGGUCAUGACAAGGAGAGCGGCCAAAUGCUGCAGCACCUGAUGAUCAUUGUACUCAUGUAUCCGCCGAUUUAAAUUCCUGCUAAAAUCCAAAGUAGCAUACUACAGCGCAUAGUGUGUGUUUAGCAGAGGAUGACGAACGAUGGCGGGCAUCAAUCCUCCAAUAGGCAAACUUAGGUGUGGGGCAAUAGCCUCUAGGCUGAAGGCCACUCAUCCGGUAUAUGACCACUUGGAUGUCACGUGUCCCAGUGGCGCUCUAUCUGGUUGAUCGCAGGGCGGAUGUUGAGUAACUUGAGACCCGUCCGAGGUAGGUAUCCACCAAAACGUAAGGGUGUUAUUUCCACACAGCCACAUCGAGUCUACAUGGUGAAUUGACUUACAUUUACGAGGGUAGCAGCAAUGAGGUCCGUAUAACGGCUGCUCAACUGUAUAAAGUUAGGAGGAGACAACCGGCCUCUCCCAGGAAUACUACUUCGUCUUGUUAACUAACCAGCCAUCUUGUCUAGUUCGG